Messenger RNA from Mauremys mutica (yellowpond turtle), 1385 nucleotides. It is a transcript of the gene MRPS6, whose product is annotated as mitochondrial ribosomal protein S6. Gene Ontology annotation, biological process: translation. Bases 526 to 993 code for a protein of 155 amino acids. The transcript is spliced from 3 exons. Gene Ontology annotation, molecular function: structural constituent of ribosome; small ribosomal subunit rRNA binding. Gene Ontology annotation, cellular component: mitochondrial small ribosomal subunit; ribosome. The record is from RefSeq and is a predicted model, not a curated record. Lineage: Eukaryota; Metazoa; Chordata; Testudines; Geoemydidae.
CGCUUACAUUGUUGUUGAUGGGUCAGAGAGGCAGUGUAAACGCAGUAUUGUGUAAGUUGACUGAAUUGACCUCCAAGAGGAGUCCCACAGUUCUCCACUGUGACUGCUCUGGAGAUGGUUUUCAACUCCCUGCUCAGCAGCCCAAGUACACAGGAAACAGCCUCUCCCCUACUAAAGACCCAGGACCUUUUGAAUUCCCAUUUUCCUGUUUGAUCAAUGUGGAGAGCUCGCCAGCACAGCUGACCAUGGAGAGUCAAAACCCCAAAUGUGCUCCAGCCUGAAGUACACAGGAGGUGGUGGAUCUUACUGGUCUGGGUAGAAGAGAGUCUGUACAAGCACAGCUCUAAUCCAGCUGAAGAAACGUAGACAUCUACAAAAAGAUUGUAUGGGACAUGAGGGAGAAGGGCUACACCAGGGACAUGUAGCAGUGCCACGUGAAAAUCAAAGAACUUUGGCAGGCGUACCAGAAGACAAGGGAGAUGAACAGUCAUUCUGAUUCUGCCCCACAGAUGUGCUGUUUCUACAAUGAGCUGCAUGCGAUUCUCAGUGGCAACCCCACCACUACCCCCCUGCCAUAGCAUGGAUACCUCCCAGGAGUCUGAGUUCAGGGCCAUCUCAGGCAAAAAUGAGGAGGACAUUCUGGAUGAUGAUGAUGAGGAGAAUUGGAGGCAGCCUGAGAUGGCUUCUGCACUGAAGCGCACAAUAGAGGCUUUGAUGGAGAGAGGAGCAGUUGUGAGGAACUUGGAAAACCUGGGAGAAAGAUCACUGCCAUAUAGAAUCUCCAAGCAUAAUCAAGAUCACAGAAGAGGAGGGUAUUUUUUGGUAGACUUUGAUGGCCCACCCACGAUUGUUUCAACGAUGAUGGACCAUUUAGGACGUGAUAUUGAUGUAAUUAGACCAACUUUUUUAAAGCAUCCAGUAUCAAAGACAGAAGAAUGCAGUGGCAUAAUCCCAGUCAACUACGAAGAUAAACUAUAUACCAAGAAAAAAUGAGUAUCCAAAAGAUCAUACCUGAAACUUUUUAUUUUAGCCCAGCUUUUGGAUACAAUUGUGGUCAUAAUUUUUGUCUAUGUGCAGAGUAAUCUAUUGUAGUCAUAUGGCAUCUGGAGUUUAGCUUUCUUUUUUGUUGUAAAUUAAAUAGUUAAUUUGUAUGCUUUUGUUAAGUUGAUGACUAGUCUGAACAUUGAUUUGCUUUCCUUGGAAAGCAUUACAUCUGAUGAAGUUCUGUCUACCCAUCAGGAGACUAAAAAUAGCAUUUUUUUCAGUAAGAUUACUUCAGACUUUGUACAUGUACACAGUAGAUUAAGAAAGCUCUGUUCGACAAUGUAUACUGUAUAGCAGUAUGAUUUUUUUUUUUAGCAAGAUAAUAAAGGUGAUUGAAAUAA